Symbiodinium pilosum is the source of this 331-nucleotide messenger RNA. The record is from the annotation of a GenBank genome assembly. Lineage: Eukaryota; Dinophyceae; Suessiales; Symbiodiniaceae.
GUCAGCUAUGUGCGGGCAGGAGUUCCUCGAGGUCCUCAGCGACGUCGUGGAAUCCUGGCUCCCAGCACGCGCCUGCGUGGAGGCGGCGAUGGCGGUCCGGGAGGAGGUGCACAGCUCCGGGCAGGUUCUGAGACUGAGCUCCGGAAAGCUGCCUUGGAGGGGCCACAUCUUCGACAUCGAGCGAGAGCUAGGCAUUGAGGGCCACAUCAAGUUCAUUGUGUAUCCUGAAGAGCCUGGGCUGCGAUGGAGGUUCAGAUGGGGAGGACCUUUUCCGAGUACGCGCAGUUCCCGUGGAAGGUCGCUUCUUUACAAAUCGCCUCUCCCUGCCUGA